Molecule: messenger RNA, 351 nt
Organism: Angiostrongylus costaricensis
Lineage: Eukaryota; Metazoa; Nematoda; Chromadorea; Rhabditida; Metastrongylidae
Source: the annotation of a GenBank genome assembly
AUGAUCAUGGGAGAGGUGAUUGUGAUAGGGGUGGCCAAGGUGGGUCUUGUGGUGGUGGCGAUGAUGACGAUGAUGAUGGUGGUGGCCAUGACGAUAGCGAAGACGGUAGCAGAUAGUGGUAUAGGUGGUAAUCGUGUUGAAAGUGGAAAUGGUGAUAAUGGUUGUGACGGAGGUGAUGGCAGAGGUGGCCGAGGUCGUGAAGCAUGUGAUGGUAACCGACAUAGCCGAAAUGGUCGUUGCGGUGGUGGCAUCAUGAUGCUGAUGAUGGUGGUGGCUGUGACGAUGACGGUGAUGGUGGCAGAUAGUGAUAGUGAUGAUUGUGAUUGCGGUAAAGAUGAUAAUGGUGCUUAA